Molecule: messenger RNA, 1455 nt
Organism: Asterias rubens (European starfish)
Lineage: Eukaryota; Metazoa; Echinodermata; Asteroidea; Forcipulatida; Asteriidae
Product: rab3 GTPase-activating protein non-catalytic subunit-like
Exons: 10
Coding region: 123-1241 (372 amino acids)
Biological process (GO): regulation of GTPase activity
Source: RefSeq, a predicted model, not a curated record
AACAAUUUUCGCAGCAGCAGAAACAGAAAAAGAAAAUGGCCGCCCCCAUAGCAGCUGUCAGCAGACUUUGCAAAUACAAGGCCGUGUAAGAAAGGAAAGAACAGGCAAUUUUUCGCUGCAUCAUGUCGUGUGUGUUGACCAAUAUUGGGUGUUUUGAGGAUAGUUUUGCGGUGCGGAAAUUUCUCUUUCCCAAUAACAAAGAAGCUAAAAAAGAAGAUAUUGGACUUGAUGGUUGGGAUGAUGCUGACUGGGGAUGGAACCAAGAUGAAGAAGAGGAGGAGAGUAAAGAAGAAAAGAAAGAUGAGCAGGAGAAUUGGUUGCAAGAAUGUCAAAUGUCUUUGUCUCCAACAAAUGACCUGAUGGUUAUGGCGUACGAGGAGAGGGUGGUAUUCCUGCAACAGAAAUGGGACCCCAGGGAUGACGAUGGGAUAGAUUAUCGAUACCACACUGUCUAUAAAGGAGCUCUCAAUCAGGACGAAGGAGAGUGCGUGACCAGCGUUUUGUGCAUACCUCUGGCAUCUCAAAAGCGCAGUUCACACGGGGCACCAAACUGGACUUGUGUCGUUGUUGGCUUCACGUCUGGAUAUGUCCGUAUGUAUACUGAGACUGGUGCACUACUGCUGUCUCAGCUCCUCCACGAGGACCCCAUUCUAAAGCUCAAGUGUCGUACCUAUGAGAUUCCCCGGUACCCUGGGAUAGCCGAGCAACAGGAAGAGCUGACAAUACUGUAUCCCAGUGCACUGGUAACCAUCGAUGGUUUCAGCCUGUUCCAAUCCCUCAGGGCAUGCAGAAAUCAACUGGCAAGAGCUGCAGCCAGUGGCAGUGACCAGAUUCAACCACCUCCUCUGGCUUAUAAGAAGUGGGGACUAGUCAGACAGGAUGCCACGACGGAUCACAUUAGCUGUGGUGUGGUAACGCCAUGUGCCUUUGACCAGCUCAACGCAGACUCCAUCAUUCAUGGAUACACAGCGAGUGUCAAGGCCACGCCUCCUGCUUCCUCUCGCUAUGUAACCACGGGUGUCGGCCCUUUUGUAGGCUUCUUCUAUGCAUUGGAGGGAAUCAGCCAGCCAUUAUUGUCUGACGUUGCCAUGGCAAUGGCAAGUAAACUGAAGUCUGCGUUCUUAUCUGCUGCAAGUGGUUGGUUUGGCAUCGGCGGUAGCAGGCAGGGUACCGAGGAUCAAAUAGGUGGCAACAGGCACAAGCCAAAGGUGGAACCAGCCACAUCUCUUCCAAUCAGGUAAGUGCAUUUUUGAUGAUUCUUUGUCCUUGAUGGAAUGAAAUUGAUAAAAAACUCAAUGGAAAUCAUUUUAUCACCUGAUGGUGACUAGAGCAAGCUAGUCGAAACGUUGAGACAGUUAAUAGGGAUCCUAUGUGGGAUGACACUCCUGGAGCUCCGUAUAUAAGCUAAAAAAGUAGUCCUACCUUCCAACCAGGUAGUAGACAAACAAAGCAGGA